CAUUUCAUAAGACUGUAUAGAACCAAAACCCCCCUGCCUUAAGAUCCUUUUAUAUAUACGUUUUUUCCUCUGUUCCUCUCUCUCUCUCUCUCUCUUUUUACUUUUGCUUUUAUCCCUCCCUCAUAAUAAUCUCUGCAAUGGUUCGGCUCUCUUCUCUAUCCUCUUGUUCUGCUUUUGGGUCAUGUUUAACAAUUCUAUGUCUGCUCUUUGUUCAACCCCACAUAGCUUCAUCAGCUCUGAUAAUAAGCUUGAGAAACCACCAUAAAAACCACCAACACAGAAGACCCAUGAUCCAAACCAACCAAAGCUCUUGUGCAUUGUUUGCUGGUACCUGGGUUCGUGAUGAUACAUACCCAGUUUACCAAUCCUCUAAUUGUCCAAUCAUAGACCCCCAAUUCAACUGUCAAAUGUACGGUCGGCCUGACUCUGACUACCUUAAGUAUCGAUGGGAGCCCCUCAAUUGUCAGCUCCCAAGGUUCAAUGGGCUUGAAUUUUUGGCCCAAAUGAGAGGGAAGACCGUGAUGUUUGUGGGCGACUCGCUUGGACGGAAUCAAUGGGAGUCUUUGAUUUGCAUGAUCUCAGCUGAAGCGCCUUCAACCUCAACUCAAGUCAUCAGAGGCGAUCCUCUCUCAACCUUUCAGUUCUUGGACUAUGGUUUGUCCAUAUCAUUUUACCGAGCUACAUAUCUGGUUGACAUAGAUAUGGUUGAAGGGAAAAGAGUUUUAAAGCUGGAUGACAUUUCUGGCAACGGCAACGCAUGGCGGAAUGUUGAUGUGCUCUCGUUUAACACCGGUCACUGGUGGACCCACAAAGGAUCUCUACAAGAGUGGGAUUAUAUGGAAUCGGGAGGGAAAUAUUACCAAGACAUGGAUCGUUUGGAUGCUUUGGAAAAGGGUCUUAAAACAUGGGCAAAUUGGGUUGAAGACAACGUUGACAGCAGCAGAACCAGAGUCUUCUUUCUAUCCAUCUCUCCUACGCACUUCAACCCAAGUGAAUGGAACGCUGGUGCAACAUCAACAACAAAGAACUGUUAUGGCGAAACAGCGCCAGUGGCAACAAGUGCAUCAACAUACUCAGUUGGGGCAUACCCUGAUCAAAUGAGAGUUGUGGAUACUGUGAUUAGGGACAUGCGCAGCCCUGUAUAUUUGUUGGACAUAACAAUGCUAUCAAAGCUAAGAAAAGAUGGCCACCCUUCCAUCUAUAGCGGUGACCUGACCCCAGAGCAGAGAGCUAACCCUGCUCGAUCUGCUGAUUGUAGCCAUUGGUGCCUUCCUGGAUUGCCUGAUACUUGGAACCAACUAUUCUAUACUGCUUUGUUUUUCUAAAUUUUGUGUUUCCUACUAGUCUAUAGCAUUAAUUUUUAUGAUACGGUUUAUAAGAGAGGGCAAAAUUGCACCUCUCUCUCUCAAUGUAAAUUAAUGCAUAAUUGUUUGGGAAGAGAAAUAAUUUCUUCCUUGUUAGGUAUUCUACUUUUAAGCUUCUUCCAAUUAGUUAAAUUUAAAUUUUAAAAAACAUUAUAUUGCUUAGCAAAAUAGAAAUGGUGUUGAUUCUUA
This is a messenger RNA of Quercus robur (English oak), 1553 nucleotides long. Its product is annotated as protein PMR5-like. The record is from RefSeq and is a predicted model, not a curated record. Lineage: Eukaryota; Viridiplantae; Streptophyta; Magnoliopsida; Fagales; Fagaceae. Gene Ontology annotation, cellular component: Golgi apparatus. Gene Ontology annotation, molecular function: O-acetyltransferase activity. The transcript has 5 exons. Bases 138 to 1325 code for a protein of 395 amino acids.